AUGGGGCGCAGGGGGCGUGGCCGCGGGGUUCUAGCAGCUUCCAGAGGGCGGCGCGGGAGCGGCGGGAGCGGAGCCGCGGCCAUGGAGGAGGCUCAGGAGCUGAAGGAGCGGGGGAACCGGGCGCUGGCGGCGGGGGACGUGGGGGCGGCCGUGGGGCACUACUCGGCCGCCAUCGCCCGGGACCCCAACAACCACGUCCUGUUCAGCAACCGCUCGGCCGCCUACGCGCGCCUCGGGGACUACGGGCGGGCCCUGGCCGAUGCGUGCCGCACGCUGGAGCUGCGCCCCGACUGGGCCAAGGGGUACUCGCGCAAGGCGGCCGCUCUGGAGUUCCUGCAGCGCCUGGAGGAGGCCAAGGCCACCUACGAGGAGGGGCUGGCCCGGGAGCCGGGCAAUGAGCAGCUCCUGCAGGGCCUGCGCGGGGUGGAGGCCAGGCUGGCGGAGCGGAAGCUGCUGAACCCCUUCAGCGCCCCCGACCUGCUGGCCCGGCUGGAGGCCGACCCCCGAACCCGGGGGCUGCUGGGGGACCCCGAGUACCGGCGGCUGCUGGAGACGCUGCGCAGCGACCCCGGCCAGCUGGGGGCGAAGCUGCAGGACCCGCGGGUGAUGACGACGCUCAGCGUGCUGCUGGGCGUGGAGCUGAGCGGGGCUGAGGAAGAGGAGGAGGCGCCUUCGCCGCCCCCCCGCCCCCCCCCGCCCCCCUCGCAGCCCCCCCCGGCCGAGGAGCUCCCCCAGAACAAGCAGGAGGCCCAGAAGGAGAAGGAGCUGGGCAACGCCGCCUACAAGCGCAAGGAGUUCCCGGCGGCGCUGGAGCACUACACCCGCGCCGAGCAGCUCGACCCCACCAACAUGACCUACGUCACCAACCAAGCAGCCGUGUACUUCGAGACGGGCGAGUACGAGCGGUGCCGGGCGCUGUGCGAGCGCGCCAUCGAGGUGGGCCGGGAGAACCGCGAGGAUUACAGGCAGAUUGCCAAGGCCUAUGCAAGGAUCGGGAACUCGUAUUGCGAGGAGCGCUACAAGGACGCCGUGCACUUCUACAACAUCCUGGCCGAGCACCGCACGCCCGACGUGCUCAAGAAGUGCCAGCAGGCCGAGAAGAUCCUGAAGGAGCAGGAGCGCUUGGCCUACAUCGACCCCGACCUGGCGCUGGAGGAGAAGAACAAAGGCAACGAGUGCUUCCAGCGAGGGGAUUACCCCCAGGCCAUGAAGCACUACAGCGAGGCCAUCCGGCGCAACCCGCACGAGGCGCGGCUCUACAGCAACCGCGCCGCCUGCUACACCAAGCUGCUCGAGUUCCCCCUGGCCCUCAAGGACUGUGAGGAGUGCAUCCGGCUGGAGCCCACCUUCAUCAAGGGUUACACGCGGAAGGCGGCGGCGCUCGAGGCCAUGCGCGAUUACACCAAGGCCAUGGAGGUUUAUCAGCGCGCCCUGGACCUCGACCCCUCCUGCAAGGAGGCGGCCGAGGGGCUGCGUCGCUGCGUGCGGGGGCAGCAGCAGCGCUCGGAGCCCCCCGAGGAGCUGCGGCGCCGGGCCCUGGCUGACCCCGAGGUGCAGCAGAUCAUGGGGGACCCGGCCAUGAGGCUGAUCCUGGAGCAGAUGCAGAAGGACCCGCAGGCCUCAGCGAGUCAGCACCUCAAGACCCUCUGAUCGCGCAGAAUGAUCCAGAAGCUGAUGGACGUGGGGCUCAUCGCCAUCCGGUGACCCCCCCAAAACCCC
Molecule: messenger RNA, 1719 nt
Organism: Melospiza melodia melodia
Lineage: Eukaryota; Metazoa; Chordata; Aves; Passeriformes; Passerellidae
Gene: STIP1
Product: stress induced phosphoprotein 1
Molecular function (GO): Hsp90 protein binding
Source: RefSeq, a predicted model, not a curated record